Ictalurus furcatus (blue catfish) is the source of this 1209-nucleotide messenger RNA. It is a transcript of the gene rab15, whose product is annotated as RAB15, member RAS oncogene family. Gene Ontology annotation, biological process: Rab protein signal transduction. Bases 98 to 736 code for a protein of 212 amino acids. Gene Ontology annotation, molecular function: GTPase activity; GTP binding. The transcript is spliced from 7 exons. The record is from RefSeq and is a predicted model, not a curated record. Lineage: Eukaryota; Metazoa; Chordata; Actinopteri; Siluriformes; Ictaluridae.
UGCUGGGAAUCCGUCACUGAGCUAGCCGAGCGCUUUCAUCUUCCUCUUCCUCAUCCUCCUCCUCUUCAUCCUCCUCCUCCUCCUCUUCUCCGACAUCAUGGCCAAGCAGUACGAUGUGCUGUUCAGACUGCUGCUGCUCGGAGACUCGGGAGUGGGAAAGACCUGUCUGUUAUGCAGAUUCACCGACAACGCGUUUCAUCCCGCACACAUUUCCACCAUCGGAGUGGAUUUUAAAAUGAAGACGUUAGAGAUCGAUGGAAUCAAAGUGAGAAUACAGAUAUGGGAUACGGCAGGACAGGAGCGAUAUCAGACCAUAACUAAACAGUACUACAGACGGGCACAGGGAAUCUUUCUGGUGUAUGACAUCACGAGCGAGCGCUCCUUUCAGCACAUCAUGAAAUGGGCCAGUGAUGUGGACGAGUACGCUCCUGACAAAGUGCAAAAGGUGCUGAUUGGAAACAAAUCUGACGAGGAACACAAGAGACAAGUGGCCACAGAACAGGGAAACAAGCUUGCUAAAGCUUAUGGAAUGGACUUUUAUGAGACAAGUGCCUUUACCAAUCACAACAUCACAGAGUCCUUUACACGUUUAGCCGAGCUGGUGUUGCAGGCUAAUAAAAAGGACCUUGAUCUCCUGCGGGUGUCCAUCAACGACCAGCUGGAUCUAGCGGCGCUGGAGGAAGAGGCGGGAGUAUGUGACGGCAGCAGUAACGCCCAAAAGAGCUGCUGGUGCUGAGGACAGGCAGUGACAUCAACACAUUUUCUUUUCUUAUCCAGUGUCACUUUGGUGGGAUUUUUUUUUUUCUUCUCGGUUUGGUGCCUUCCUUCCAGUCCCAUCACGAACGAACGGACGAACGAACGAACAAGCGAACGAACGAACGAACGAACGAACGGAUGAAGUCAGAAGACUACUGUGCUAUGUUAAAGUCCUCUUUACAUUCAGGAAGCCUAGCCUAAACGACUAGCUAGCAACCUUGUGACAAGUUAGUAGCAAGGUAAGUUAUCCAGCUGUUGUUAGCGUCAUACAUUUUAGUGGUGAAUAAAUUCGCACAGCAGCUGCAGCUGUUUUAUUUAAAUUACAGAGGUGCAGAAACGAUACAGCCUGUCGUAGGAGUCGUAGGGGUGUCUGGAAGACUAAUUUACUACUCGGACACCUUUCCUGACUCGUCUGAUUAAGUGUGUUAGCGUUUACUAAUAAACUUUUUCAGA